Molecule: messenger RNA, 1166 nt
Organism: Closterium sp. NIES-67
Lineage: Eukaryota; Viridiplantae; Streptophyta; Zygnematophyceae; Desmidiales; Closteriaceae
Source: the annotation of a GenBank genome assembly
AACAGUUUUCAGCAUGUGUUGCUGUGUCUUUUUCCAGUUUGAUUUGCAGACCAAGUCAUUCUAUGCCUCUCAUCUCUGCAUUGCCUCUGGUGUUACGAGACUUGUAAUGCCUUGAUGUGGUUUCAACAUGCCUUGAUGCAAUUUCAGCUUGCCUUGCCUUGCUUGUUCCCUAGGUUGACAUCACCAUGAUCUCCCAGCAGGUGGAGCAUGUCUACAUCAUCCUCUCUUCUUGCUACCUUGAGGACACCCUUGUUUUCGGCAACAACUACAGCCCCCACCUCACACUCUUUCUUUAGAAGCAUAGCAAUCUGCAUGCUAGGAAGGUAGUGUACGAGGGGGUGGAUGUGGAGGGGAAUGCCACUUCCUUCGCCGUCGAGCUCCAUGAGCGCCAGCUUAAAGGUCACACGACUGGGAGCGACCUUGAGAGCUGCGUAGAGGUUGGCGUUCAAGUUGUGAAGACUUUCGUGCAAGGGCUCAGGGAAAGGCUGGAGAACCUGCGGCGUCUCUGGAGGGUGCGCAGCUCUACAAGCCAGAGUCGUACCUGCAUCGUGCUGCCGAGCGCGAGGCAAAGUUCAAAUCUCAGCUGCAGCAACUUGAAGACAUGUUUCACAACUCCAUCCCUGGUGUGGAUUUUGAGAAGUGCAAGCGUUAGCUGCGCUUGUUCACUGCAGUCCUUGAGAGCUGCUAUGCUGGCCAGUCUUUCCACCAGUUCCUGUCCAAUUUGAUGCAGAAUGAGGAGUGGCAGACCCAUUACCCUAACCUCAUUCGACUCUGGCAGGCACUUGCGGUGCUCCCGCUGAGCAAUGUGGAGUGCGAACGCGGAUUCUCAAAACAGAAUCUGAUCAAGACCUUGACUUGCGUGAACCUCAGUGACGGCCGUCUAACGGACCUGAUGGUUGUUUCGCUGCUGGAGUACCCGAUUGAGUACAUGCAGGUUGUUGAGGUGUUCAUGAUGGAGAAGAAGAGGAGGCCUUCUAGGGAGGUUGAAGCAGGCCCCUCCAAGCGCCCCGUGGCUGCCGAGGCUGCAGAAUAUGAUGAGUUAGUUUAAGGAUGUUUGAAUGGCUAGUGCAGUUAGUGUGGAGAAUUAAGGCAUUAUUAAAGAGUGGUUAUUUAAAGUAGGUGUAGUAUUUGGUAGAUGAAACAACCAAUAAAAUAUUGUAGUGGUU